Molecule: messenger RNA, 3927 nt
Organism: Branchiostoma floridae (Florida lancelet)
Lineage: Eukaryota; Metazoa; Chordata; Leptocardii; Amphioxiformes; Branchiostomatidae
Product: hyaluronan synthase 2-like
Exons: 3
Coding region: 564-2228 (554 amino acids)
Biological process (GO): hyaluronan biosynthetic process; extracellular matrix assembly
Molecular function (GO): hyaluronan synthase activity
Source: RefSeq, a predicted model, not a curated record
CCAAACCGGUCCCGUCCAGACGCCGGGCGUACCACGUGUUUGCUGAACGAGAACUUGGGAAUGACUUUUUCGGACCCUCCCUUCCGGCAAGCUGCGUCUAGUUUAAACUUGAAUAGGUCCUACUCCUCUUUUCCCCACCCAGAGCGGUUUUGUCACACUUGUCGGUGAUAUAAGAGGAAGAAGGCCGUCCUUGGGGUAAGGGUGGAGCUUGUGCCUUAAAGGGAAGGACUUGAAGCCGGUGAACCACAAAAGUUCGUCGCGUCCGGUCGGAGCCACUUCGCGCCCUGUCGGAUUUAGACGGUCUCUCGUCCUGCACUUGUUCUCUGCGGUGAAGCGUCCCUGUACGGUGUGUUCGCCAACGCACUCUAGAUCUGUCGCUGAUUUUUGGAGAAAAGGGAGGAGUUACAACAGAGACGUUGCAGAUUUGGUCAAGAAGGUGGUCUGGUGCAGGCCGAGAAACCCGUUGAUUCUGGCAAGAUAUCUCCAGGAGUCGGUUCUACAGGAGAGGUCCUUCCACCUUCUAAGUUGCUCCUUUACAGUAGGAUCGCAGAAACGACUUUGGUAUGUGCUCGUGGAGACCAGCCCGUAUUGCGCUGACGGGGACGUUCCUCAUCGCCGUCCUCGUCGGCAUGGUAGCCGUCUACUCUACAGGCUACAGCUUCAUCGCCUCCGAGGACAGCUACUUCGCGUUCGGCCUGUACGGCGCCGUCAUGUGCGUGCACCUGAUUAUCCAAAGCGUGGCGGCCUUGAUAGAACAUUAUCGCAUCUCUACCGAGGAAGACCUGGAGGAAAGCGACCGGGUCAUCGGUCUGGUCAUAGCAGCAUACCAGGAAGAUCCCGAACUGAUGCGUCACUGCCUUAUCUCAGCUAAGACAUUGAAAUAUCCCAAGAUGAAGAUCGUCAUGGUCGUGGACGGAAACAGGGACGAAGAUUUCUACAUGAAAGACAUUUUCGUGGACAUCAUGGGAAAGGAAAACACGGCGACGUUUUUCUGGCAGCACAAUUUCCACACGUUUCAAUCGGACAGCAUUGAGGAAGUUUCAGCGGACCCGACCGAGCAGCUAGUAAACAUGGUGCGGUCGCACCAAUACAGCUGCAUUCUACAAGAGUGGGGAGGAAAGAGGGAGGCUUUGUACACAGGUUUCAAGGCACUAGGGGACACCGUGGACUACGUCCAAGUCUGCGACUCGGAUACCAUUCUGGACCCCAUGUGUGCCAUGGAAAUGGCUAAGAUCCUCGACAAAUACGAGGAUGUUGGCGCCGCCGUGGGGGAUGUCAGAAUUCUAAACAAGAUGGACUCUUUGAUUUCGUUCCUGAGUAGCUUACGGUACUGGAUGGCCUUCAACGUGGAGCGCGCUUCCCAGUCCUUCUUCAACUGCGUCACGUGCAUCAGCGGCCCCCUGGGACUCUACCGAAGCACGCUGAUCCAACAGGUGCUCGACCACUGGUACGAGCAGAGCUUCUGCGGCUCCAAGUGCACCUUUGGCGACGACCGACACCUGACCAAUCGCGUGCUCAGCCUGGGCUACGGCACCAAGUUCACCUGGCGCGCCUCCUGCCUCACCGAGACGCCCUCCACCUACCUCCGCUGGCUGAACCAACAGACCCGCUGGUGCAAGUCCUACUACCGCGAGUGGCUCUACAACGCCCUGUGGUUCCACAAGCACUCCCUGUGGAUGACCUACGACUCCGUGUUCUCUGGACUCUUUCCCGUCUUCCUGACCAUCACCACCUUCCAGCUGGUCUACAGAGGGAAGAUUUGGAACAUCCUCCUCCUGCUCCACAUCAUCCAGGUGAUCGGUAUCGUUAAGAGUAUCUAUGCUUUUGCCCUCUCCCGUAGACCCAUCAUGUUGUUUAUGUCCAUCUAUUCGCUCUUGUAUUUCACCAGUUUAUUACCCAGUAAAUUCUUUGCGCUCUGUACCAUCGGUAAAACCAGCUGGGGCACGUCAGGGAGGAAGAAGAUCAUCGCUAACUACAUCCCACUUGUUCCCCUCUCCAUCUGGUUUACCAUACUCCUGGGUGGUUGUGGCUACACGGCCUACCAGGAAUGGGGUAACCCGUUCGAUCGACAAAAGCAGGCGUAUCUCAUUAUAGGGACCUGUUUUUACACAAUCUACUGGCUUUGUAUGACAGCUGCUUAUAUAGUGUAUAAAGCCAGGCAUUACCCUGCAAAAGAAUACCAUGUAUUAGCCUCCCAACGCGUCACUGAAGCUGCUGAAGAGGUUUAACCCAAAUUGGUGCACGUCCCAUUUUGAUAGGAUUGCCCCCUCCCCCCUUAAUAAAAAAUAAUUCAUUUCUUAAUAAAGUUAGUGAUCAAUUUUUAAUGUCGAACAAAAUGAAACACAGAUACAUCUUGAAUUUAGUCGUAAGGCUGAUAAUUUCAGGCCAAACCACCUCAACUCUUUACCACAGUUUACUUAGUUUAAAAACACAGUCUAAAAUUGUUAGCGAAUGAUAAAUUCAUCCUCGAGUUUAGGGGAUACUGGAGAGGGCGUAUGCAAAAUACCUUGUGUUGGAUUAAGUCUUUUUUGUGAAUCUUGAAACGUUUCCUACAUAUAGUGUCAAUGGUAACGAUUCAUGUCACAGGAGGUCUUGAAAUGUAUUUGACACUACUUCAAAAUAUUUGGUACCAUAGUUUUAAAUAUUGUCAGAUGCUGAGGUUGGCAGCUGGCCAGUUCACUCCCUCUGUUAUAGAUCUCGGAUUAGAGAUUUUUAGGUGUUCGUGAAUGUUUCCAUGUUCUCAGUGCAAACUGUAGAAGACUGCCACACAAUGUUGAUUUGUACGAAUUAUUUACUCUGCUGCACAUUACUGAUGAUAUAAAGUACAAAGAUUUAUAUUGUACGAGACGACCUGCUGCUUUUUAUUUUGGGCAACAGAUUGGGCUGGACUGUUUCCCACUUGCCCAAUCCUACUGUCCGUAACACAGAUAUGUACGCAUAACAUGGGAAUACAAGUGCCAAAUGUGAAUAACAAUGAUAAUUAUGUACAGAAUUUGACAUGAUGUAUUCAAAUCUCCUGAUGUCAAAAAUUCGUACUAAUGAUUUUUUACUAUUUCUAAAUUUAUCCCCAUUCCACUAAAGGCUACCAGCUGCUGAGUGACCGCUAAGGGACCAAAUUUUUUUUUUCACGUUUUGUAUGUUUUGUUGUCAUUUAAAACAUACUUCUUUAUCUUAUACCACCUCACAAUUGCAAAACCAAGGGCGCACAACCCCAAUUUUGGUCCCUGCACGGUUGUUUAGCAAUCGCCGCCAAGCUGAAAGGGGGGACGACCUAACCUGCAGCAUUUAUUGCCGCUAAUUAGCAGUGCAAAAUGUGUACGUCCGCACUACAGCAGAAACUACCAACUUUACUAUUACUUCCAGGCCAAGUUAACUAAAUUUUAUCGUUCCGAAGCCCAUAGAUGUCAUCAAGAUCUUAUCUUCGCAUUUAGGCUGCAAUCUUUUAUACCUAUGUUUUCAUAGACGGGUCAAUCAAGCGAUUGAAAUGACCUGGCCUAUCGUUGAAACUUGAAGACAUAUGUUUUUGUAGAAUGUCGAUGAUAGUUCGCAUCAUGUUAAAGGGUGGUGCAUAUAGAAGCUGUGAUAUUCUCAGAAAGAAGGUUCAACAUUCUGCUGUGCAGAGUUGCACCAGAUGCCAAUCAAUGUCCGCAAUACAUUCCGUAUUACGUAAGACUUGUGAAAAUAACCAGCUGUAAGCUAAUGCCUGAUUGGACGAUGUUUUAACGUCAUCUCUUGCAAAGAAACCACACGACCUUUAUGUACUUGUAAGAUUAACAAUGUUUAACCUAUGCGUUAUGUGAUUCCAAUUUAAAACACCACAGGGUGUAGAUGAACAAGGUAGUGGAUUCGCUUCGCCUUACAUGUAGAACCAUGCAUGUGGCGAAGGUUAUUUGACAAGAACGAUGUAAUAAAUUUUCGUCAUCUGGA